Messenger RNA from Brassica oleracea var. oleracea, 1686 nucleotides. RefSeq lists its product as uncharacterized. Bases 625 to 1686 code for a protein of 353 amino acids. The transcript is spliced from 3 exons. The record is from RefSeq and is a predicted model, not a curated record. NCBI's taxonomy places the organism in Eukaryota, Viridiplantae, Streptophyta, Magnoliopsida, Brassicales, Brassicaceae.
UAACUCGAAAUGCCCCUCCCUCUCCAUUAGAAAUGCUCAAUUCACCCUGUAAUAAAAAAGAAUAUAUUUUUUAUUUUUUUUAAAAUAUAAAAUCGGGUAAAACGUGGUUAAAGACGUUAGGGACCUUAAUGAAACCAACUUAUUACCAACCCGACCUGCUCUACCCGACCCAACCAAACUGAACUGGAUCCUAUUCUCUAAACGAAGCGUUUUGUCUCUCUCCCUCUCCACCUAAAUCUAAAUCCCGUCUCGUUCCUCUCCGGCUUCUCUCUUGCGAUUGCGACGAAACCCUAGCCUCCGUGCGUUGUGGCUUUCUUCGUCGUCUUCCUUCGUCUAAAUCAAGAAUCCAUUAAUCUCUCCGUAGACGUCCUCUCUCCCUCUUAUUUCUCGGGUCUCAACUCUCUAGAAUCGAGAACCGCUUCGUAGAAUCGAGAACCGCUUCGUUUCUUCUUCUUUCUCCGACGAAAUUCUAGUCUCCAUCUUCGUUCCUUUCGUAAGUGAGUAGUUUCCUCUGAGUAUUGCAUUGUUGAGAUGUAAUAAUUGAUGUUUGCUAUGCGGUUUGCAUUUGGAGUAAUUGACGGUGACUUGUGUUCUUAACAGCGUUUCUAACUUCUUGUACAGGAAAUGAAGGGCCGAAAAAGAAAGAAUCCAUCUACUACGUGCGUUGGAGUCUCCAGUAGAACUAGAGCUAGAAAGGCGGUCUCAGCUGGGAAUGAGCCGGCAAGAGAAACGACUGUAGUUUCUCUCUCUGUUGAUUCAGAAAGUGAUGACAUGUCUGAUGUAUCAUCUAAGGCAAGGCAACCACCACAGCCCCUUGAAUUAUACUUCAAGAGCACAGAGUUCACGAAGACUUGCAAGAUUCAAACCAAGUGCUUUGUGAAGAAUACAGUGGACGUGAUUAAGAAGCUUAAGGAGGAGGUUAAAUGGUUCACAACCCAUCCUCAAUUUCGUCACUUCUUCCACAUGCCUGAUGAACAAUACCUGAAGCUCCAAGGAAUGUGGAUGUUACUCUUGCGCACCAUUUCGACUGAAGAAGAAGAUGUUGCAUGGUUUAGUCUGAAUGGUGUUCCCAUCCGCUAUUCUAUGAGGGAGCAUGCCCUCAUCUCGGGCUUAGACUGCCAUGAGUAUCCAAGGAAAUAUUUGAAGCUCGGGAGUACGAAGUUUGUGGAUUAUUACUUCGGUGGACUAAAGAAGAUCACCAUAACAGAUGUGGAGCAGAAGCUGUUGUCUAUGAAGACGCCAUGCAAUGAUAGAUUGAAGAUGGCUGUCUUGUUCUUCCUUGGUCGGGUUAUCAGAGGACAGGCAAAGGAUUCCGGACCAGUAGAUCCGUUCAUCUUAAGGAUCGUGGAAGAUUUGGAUGUUUGCAGAACAUUUCCAUGGGGUCGUUUGACAUUUGAAGAUGCAAUAAAGAACAUUAAGCAUAUGAUGGAGCUUCUGAAGGGUGAAGUGCACCCGGCAUGCGGCUUUCCUGGAUUCAUAAUUCCAUUAGAGAUUUUGGCUUUUGAGUGUAUUCCUAAGCUGGGGAAAACAUUUCGACUAUCUGCAGACACACCUUCUGAAGAUUGUCCUAGGAUGUGCAAGAGCCGCUUUACAAAGAGUAGCAUGAAGGGCUAUCCUUUGGAAGAUAUAUAUGCUGCACUUGGACACACAAAGGUAUAUGUAUAUAUACUUUGUAGUAGAAACUAG